Phasianus colchicus (ring-necked pheasant) is the source of this 2587-nucleotide messenger RNA. The record is from RefSeq and is a predicted model, not a curated record. Lineage: Eukaryota; Metazoa; Chordata; Aves; Galliformes; Phasianidae.
CUGUGAUUCCCAGACUGCCUGCAGUGCCUUUGCAGAGCUCCUCUGAGUACCAACUCCUCAGGUGCCUCUCCGUUGUAUGGCAUGGAUGCAACCACUGGCCCAGUUUGCAGGCUCAUCAUAGGCUCUGCAGCACAGGCUGGCAGCAGCAGGGCCAGAGGGUGGGAGCUGGUGUGCUGGGAGAGGAAGCACAAGCAGUGGAUUCCUGCAGAGCUGAAAUGGCAUCUUCUGGAUGGAUGGAAAGCAUCUGCCACUGGAGGGUACCAGUAGAUUUUGUACUCCUUUCCUGCCCAGGAUAACCUAAAAACCUUGUAAUUUAUACAAAGACAGCCCCAGACAGAAUGCUAAAAUGCAAUGUCUGUGCCAGCUGAGGUUCUGUGUGAGGUACUGAAUCACUUCUAUGGCAUUUUUUAUAUGUGCAAAUCGAUGGUUUUAGCUUGGGAGAAGAUAUGAAAGAUGAAUAAAUAGCAGCACUUCAAACAAACCCAUACUCUGUUCUUCACUGCUGUAUAUAGACCUCUGACUUGCUAAUGCUGCUGCUGUUACUUUGUGUAGAUUGGCCCAGGGAUAUCACAAUUUAGCAUCUGCCAUUUCUUAUACAUGAGGCAGCGUAGGAACACUCUUCCUUUACAAAAAUAACUAAGGAUGGAGGAUAACAGAGAUGACGUGCACACAGAUAUUUUUAGCUAAAGGAACUCGAUUGUUUGAGAAGUUUAGGUCUGUAAAGAUAACAGAGUUCUUCAACUGUUCCCAUCUGUCUCGUCCCUGUCCCAUGUCAGCAGGGGGAAGUAGUAACUAAGAUCUUCUGUGGCUUAGAUACAAAGUGCUCUCAUUGGAUUAUUUUUGCCUGCCUUUCUUUCUUCCCUCCUUAACAUUCGUAAGAAGUUUUAUUUAUACUCUGCUAUGAGCUAGUGUAUCUACUAUGGAAAAGUACUGACAACUUCUUCACCAGUGACAAAUCCAAGCAAACCUGCUUCCUUUUACAACAUUUUGGCUAAUUUGGAGUAAAAUACUGCACGUGCUGCUCAGAUUUCUUCUGCCUUCGAGAUAUUUUUCUGGUUUCAAUUAGCCCGACUGCUGUAACAGCAGUUUUCUAAAAAUUGCAGUGCCGGUGUCUUGGAGGCACGCAGCAAGAGGGACACCUCUGGUUCCCCACCCGCUCCAGGGCUGCGUCUCCAACCCCGAGCCUGCCCCAGCUGAGCUCGCUUAGCCCCACCCUCCAAGCAGUCCAGCCUUUAUUUAUAUGAAGUCUGUGGUCCAACUGGCUUCAGAUGGUGUGUGUAUGUGCGUGUGCCUGCCUCGGAGUGUGUGAGACGAGCUGGGAUCAUGAGCCAGGCUCCAACCAAGUGGUUUUAAUCAGCAGCCCAUUAGAGGGGAAUGGAAAACUUCUAACGGGAUAAGAGCUGAGUUGUUCCCACAGCCCCAUGGGAGGGCAGUUCACAGGACCCUGCUCUUCUGGACGCGGUGACUUCUUGCCAGGCACCAGGAAAGCACUCAGCAGCGGGAAUGGGGAAAGCCCUCCGUAGCUUUGGAUAAAGCCCGUUUCGGCAUUUUUACCGUCAGGACAUGGCUACUGCUUCUGCAAUGUGGCCAAGGGUGGAGUGAGGACAGCACAUUGGCCAUGGUUUGUGGGCACGGCCCCAGAUGCCGCAGGCUUUGUCGCCCUCGCCCCCUCCUCCUGGCCCUGGUGGUGGCCGUCUGCCUGUUCUGCCAGACCCUGACUCCCCUCAUGACCAACAGCUUCCUUUCAGCAGUUGUUAAUGGGAUCUCCCCGAACAAACAGAGUAAAACAUGGCAAGGAAGAUACAAGGAGGUCUCAGCCAGCGACACACGCUGCUUCUUUCCCAUCAGUGAUUCACACAAACUGAAAAAGAUUAAAGACACUGUUCUCCAGUACUUUGGAAGCCGUACGAGAAGAGCAAUUCUGUACGCACCUCCUGCCCACAGCAAAGCCGAGCAUCAGCUCUGUCAACGCAUCCUGGCAAAGCAUGGAUAUUCAGUCACAGUUCUUGAAAACAGGAGAUUGGUGGAUGAUCUGAGACAUGAAGGCCCUUAUCACAGUAGCAUAAGCCCAUGGGAUCUUCUGAUCUGCUUAUCUUCCACAAAAGAUGAUGAUACUAGCUGCAUUCAGAGAGAUGACUUGCAUCAACUGGAGUUAUUCCAGAAGGUAAACCUACUUCCAGAAAUUCAGUAUUUCCUUUGCAGUAAAGAGGGAUUGUGCCAGAUAACAAAAGCCUUUUCAGACACGCAGCUCUCAAUUGCCACCCCAGAGUGCUCCAGUUGGCACAGGCUGUCGGGGGACAACACUGCAAGCAACAUCACCCACGGCGGCAAAAGCAAUGUCAAGAAAGACAUCGCCCAUCUGCAGUACUUAUGGAGCCAAACCAAUGGAGCACAGCUGAAUCAAGUGUCAGCUUCAUCAAACCACAAGGAUAUCCUUAAAGCUCAAGACUUUUCUGUCAUCAUAAAAGCAUACGUGCUAGUUACAUCCUUAACACCUUUGAGGGCCUUUCUUCAUUCAGCUGCUACUGUCUGGCAUCCACCCAAGAAGAAGCACUUUUCUGUGAAGGUAAAAUGUUUUGUUUCCUAG